Messenger RNA from Acaromyces ingoldii, 2438 nucleotides. RefSeq lists its product as hypothetical. The record is from RefSeq and is a predicted model, not a curated record. The coding region runs from base 411 to 2438 and encodes 675 amino acids. NCBI's taxonomy places the organism in Eukaryota, Fungi, Basidiomycota, Exobasidiomycetes, Exobasidiales, Cryptobasidiaceae. The transcript is spliced from 3 exons.
CUAGAGGUUGGAGUCGCUGGCCCAACCUUAAAAUGGCGCUGAUGUUGGCCCGUGUGCAAACCAAAGACACGGACGGGAUUGGCUAAACCCUGCGGCGCAAACUUUUGUGCGCUACCAAAACUCGGCUCGCUCGCGCAUCGAAUCGUUUGGCAGACCGCGAUGCGCACUGACAGCAUGUAUAGACUCCGCUUUGAUCCGUCGGGCUCACUGAAAAAACCCAAGGUUCACGCUAAAGUAUACUGUUACGACGGGAGCUUGGCCGGAAAGUGCUCCUUGCAUUUGUGGCAGACGUGCUUGCUUGCUCGCUCGUGUAAAGCCUGGCGCGGCGCAGGCAAGCCAAGCACACCGACGCACGGACGUACUGUACUUGCCGACUUUGACAGCGCUUUUGUCUGCCCACCAUCACCACCAUGGAGGAGGUGUCGUCCAAGGACUUUCCGCCCGUCUUGCGAGCGUACAAGGACGCUGCGCACCAGCACUCACAUUCAGCAAGGACCAUUGUCGUGUGCCUCGACGGGACCGGCGACGAGUUUGACAACGACAACUCCAACGUCGUCAAGUUCUUUGCCGCUCUUAAAAAGGAUGACCCCACCCAGCUGACCUACUACCAGACGGGCGUGGGCACGUAUGCCGACUCGUACCGCGGGCAGAUUCAGAGUGGGCUCUCGGCGGCGCUCGACAUGGCUGUGGGUGCCUCGCUUGGCGACCACGUCCGUGAGGCCUACUCGUUUCUCAUGCAAAACUAUCGCGAGGGCGACAAGAUCUGCAUCGUUGGCUUCUCCCGCGGUGCAUACACUGCCCGCGCACUGGCCGGCAUGCUCCACAAGGUCGGUCUCCUGCCGGCCCACAACCAGGCCCAGAUCACAUUCGCGUACAAAUGGUACAAGGACGACAGCGCCUACGGAUGGAAGAUGAGCGCCGACUUUAAGCGCACCUUUUCCAUCGACGUCAACGUCUACUUUCUCGGCUGCUGGGACACGGUCGCCAGUGUCGGCUUCAUUCCCCGAAUUCUGCCCUUUGCAAAGACAAACAACGACGCCGUCUGCUACUUUCGACAUGCGCUCGCCCUGGACGAACGACGGGCCAAGUUCAAGGUGAACCACUGGUUCCAACGGGCGAAGCCGCUCAAGAGCAAGAGCGCCGGCGCAAUGGCACUCGACGGCUGCAAGCAGAUGCUUUCAGCCAAUGGCGUGCCUGAAGACGAAGUUCUGGAUCACCGUGCUCCUUCGCGUGCCGACAAGGACGAGGACUUUUUCGACAGGGUUCAUACGCAGCGAGGCCUGGAUGCCCUUGCCCGGAGAUUGUCCACCAAGGAGGAGCACAUCACUAUGCCUCGAGCAUCGUCGCAGUACGCAGCCCUGGGAGACGUCAACCUCAACGCGCUCAACUUUGAGGAAAAGGGAGACGACGACGAGGGACAAAAGGUAAAGCAGGUCGACGACGCACCUCCGAAGCGACGACUGAGCCUGGCACCCGUGCUCCGUCGCGGCUCCGGCGAAGACAAGAGCGGGCCAGCGACGAUCGGACGGCGCAAGAGCCUCUUUGCCGGCGACGGACAGACAAAGGAAAACGAGCAGGCGCUGCUCAUGUCGCAGUUCAACGAGCGCGACCGUCUCGAGUUUGGCCAAGAAGCCCGGCUGCAGGAGACCGAUGUCCUCGAGGUGUGGUUCUGCGGCGCCCAUGCCGACGUGGGCGGAGGCGCGGUGCCAAACGAGACGCGGCACAUGCUUUCGAGGAUCCCGCUCAGGUGGAUGCUCCGACAAGCCUUUGCCUGCAACACGGGCAUGCUCUUCCACUCGGAUGUCCUUGCUGAGCACGGGCUCGACGUCCAAACCCUCUGGCCGGUUCUGCAGCCCCGUCGUCCACCCCAUUGCGAGCCGCCGCCAUCGGCGCUGGAUCGCUUUGCAUCGGGCAGACAGCCACCGCUCGAAGCCCGGCGUAGUUCAUUACGUCGGAACAGCAGUCGCAUGGCUGCCUCGACUGACUGCAAAGGUGCUGCCGCGCUGCGCAAUGCCUUUUUGCCGCCCUCCGAGACCCGCCUCUUCAUCGAAGAGCCUCUGGCCGAAGACGACCUGAGCGGCAGCACGGUGUCCACGCUGCCCACAUUCACCAGCAAGAACACCAGCAAGAACUUUUGGAACGAUCCAAACAUCCUUCCCGAGUUCUACGAGGACCACUUUGACUGCCAGGCCGACAUCAACGACCAGCUCCAGCAGUCCCGUCCCUGGUGGAUCCUCGAAGCCUGGCCGGUCAAGUACAGGAAGAAGUCUGCAGGGGGCCAGUGGAUCAAAAAGGUGGGGCCCAACCUUGGCCGCCACCGCACCGUGCGAGAAAAGUACCCCAAGAUGCACUGGACCGUGGCCGAGCGGAUGCGUACGCUCGGCUACGACAUUCGCUGCGAAAAAGACGACGAGGCGGUGUGGGAGAUUGAGGUGUGA